Molecule: messenger RNA, 1562 nt
Organism: Pan troglodytes (chimpanzee)
Lineage: Eukaryota; Metazoa; Chordata; Mammalia; Primates; Hominidae
Gene: CBY1
Product: chibby 1, beta catenin antagonist
Exons: 7
Coding region: 563-943 (126 amino acids)
Biological process (GO): negative regulation of Wnt signaling pathway
Cellular component (GO): nucleus
Source: RefSeq, a predicted model, not a curated record
GUGGGUCAAGGUAGCUCUGGGCUACAGGAUCCUUGCUGGGGGUUCGGGGAGCGCUUGGACCCCGGCUUCUGAGACGCGUCAGGUCGCCGUGAAGGUGAUUGCAUGAGAUCGUGCGUGUUAACGUUUGUUGACAGCUGUUACUUGAGUCCGACAGCCCUGGGGGCCGUGCACCUGCGUAUCAUGGCUACCUCUGAACUCCUUGGGGGACACGUAUACCUUUGAGAAUCCGAUGAAAGCCAGAGAUUCCGCCCUUGUUUUCUUAGAAUUAAAUGCAAAGAAAGAAGCCGAAGUCCAAGGGGGAUAAAGGCUGGAGUCCCACUGUGGGUGAGCCGCAGAGUGAUCAUUGGAAGCCAGGUGCUCCCCCUUCACUUCCUGUGUGCGGAGCACGCUCGCCCCGGGAGUUUCACUAGAAAGAAGGUUGCCAUGGGCCAGGGGGACAGCUUGUACCUCAAGUGCACGCGGAUGCCCCAGAAUCCCAGGAUCUCAGCUGAGCUGUUUGUGGAUUAUUAGAUCUGACUUAAAAGGAGAAGGGAGCACUGGCUUUGCUUUCAUCAGGCCAAAGAUGCCUUUCUUUGGGAAUACGUUCAGUCCGAAGAAGACACCUCCUCGGAAGUCGGCCUCUCUCUCCAACCUGCAUUCUUUGGAUCGAUCAACCCGGGAGGUGGAGCUGGGCUUGGAAUACGGAUCCCCGACUAUGAACCUGGCAGGGCAAAGCCUGAAGUUUGAAAAUGGCCAGUGGAUAGCAGAGACAGGGGUUAGUGGCGGUGUGGACCGGAGGGAGGUUCAGCGCCUUCGCAGGCGGAACCAGCAGUUGGAGGAAGAGAACAAUCUCUUGCGGCUGAAAGUGGACAUCCUGUUAGACAUGCUUUCAGAGUCCACUGCCGAAUCCCACUUAAUGGAGAAGGAACUGGAUGAACUGAGGAUCAGCCGGAAGAGAAAAUGAAGACCCCAGAGACAUUUAUUGGGGAGUAGGAUGUGGCUGAGUGCUUUUUUUUUUUUGGCCAGACUAGCGGAUUCAGUCCUGGAAGAGAGUAUCAUAUAAUGGGACCCACAGGCACUGGCACCCUUGGGUUGGCAAUAGAAGGUGACAUGGAAUGGAGAAAACCAAGAUUCCAGAUGGGGAUAGUAACUAGAAGGUGCUUCAGAUGCACUGCCUGCGGGUGCCAGUCUGAAAACCAGACCGCACAGAGGCCUGGGGCUGCUGAUGAGCUUUUUGGUGCUCUCCACACACAAGCUCGCAAACACACAUGUCCCAGAAUAGCUUUGUUGGGUUGUGUUGGGAGAAGCGGCUGGAGUUCAUUCUCUCACCCCCUUACGUUGGUGUUUGGCGUGUGACAGCAGUUCUACAGAGCUCUGUGUUGGGGUCAUGGAUGAGCGGCUCUCUUGGCUCUUAAAGGCAGGCCUCUCUCUUCUUGCCUUUAAAGAAUCCUCCUUCCUCACACCUGGCCUCCUCUGGCUUCAGCUUCUCAGCAGCAAGCACCAGCCUUCCACAACAACACUAUAUUUUUAUGCUACUUUCCUGUUUGCACUACUACUUUUUUAUUAAACGAUGUUAAAUAAUC